This is a messenger RNA of Pundamilia nyererei, 1717 nucleotides long. RefSeq names its product ankyrin repeat and sterile alpha motif domain containing 4B (gene anks4b). NCBI's taxonomy places the organism in Eukaryota, Metazoa, Chordata, Actinopteri, Cichliformes, Cichlidae. Bases 188 to 1453 code for a protein of 421 amino acids. The record is from RefSeq and is a predicted model, not a curated record. The transcript has 2 exons. Gene Ontology annotation, molecular function: protein binding.
GGCAGCUCACAGCAGUGAAGCGAACUUUGCUUUUGUUUUAUGGCUACGAGCUGCUGGUGCGUUGACGCCCAGUCAUCGCUUUGUUUGCUUGGGUCUGCAGUCGCUUCUGCUCAUCUGACGUUAGCCGGGGGGGCGCAGAGAAACUUGGAUUUUUAUUUUUCUCCAAGCUUUUCCCUUCUUACCAGAGAUGUCUAGGUACCACAAAGCAGCGAUUGAUGGAUACGUGGAACUCUUGAAGGAGGCCACGGUGAAAGACCUGAACACGCCAGAUGAGGAUGGCAUGACUCCCACCAUACUGGCUGCUUUUCAUGGACAUAUCAGUGCUCUUCAGCUCAUAUGCAGCAGAAAAGGAGAUCCCAACAGGAGUGACAUCUGGGGAAACACACCCCUGCACCAUGCAGCAGGUAACGGCCACAUGCACAUCCUCAGCUUCCUGGUCAACUUCGGCGCCAACCUUUUUGCUCUGGACAAUGAAUUCCACACGCCAAUGGAUGUUGCCGCUUCACGCGACCACAUGGAGUGUGUGCGCUUCCUCGACGCUGCUGCUGCAAAGCAGACCAACCAAAAUCCGAAAAAGGUCGCCAAUCUGAAGAAAGAGGCAGAAAAAGAGGCAGAGAAACGCGUGAAACUCUGUGAGAAGGUGAAGAAAAAACACAAAAGCAAAAUGGAUAGAAUGCAGCGUGGAAGCAACUCCGGCUCCUUUUCAGAUGCAGGAACGGCAUCGUCACUGUCAAACGAUGGCACCAUCACGGGCGUCAACGAACACUUCUCCAAGCUCAUCACUGACGAUAAAGUUGGCUCUAUUAAAGGCACACUCCUGAAGAAGUUUGGGAAGAAGGACAAAGGCACGCUGCAGAGGUCAGAAGGAAGUGGGAACGUUAUCUUCCUCAAACCAGAGAGCGGAUCUGAGAACCCAGACUUUGUGGACGUCUUCAACGAGCAGGAAGAGAACAUGCUAGAAGAAAUGGACAGCUUCGGAGAUGACGACGACGAUGGAGGCCAAGUGAAACAAUCCAUCUUCAAUCGGCCCGGCCUUGGAGGUCUGAUGUUCAGGAAGAAGAUGGGGCUAGACUCUGACGACAUCCCCAGCAGUGCCAAUGAAAGCCUUGGUUACCUCGUUCAAAGCGAGACGUUUGAGGCAGAUGAAGACACCUCGGGUAUGAUGACGGGCGACAAUGCACUGCCGUGGGAACAGGAAGAUCUGGGACUGGAUGAUGAUGAAGAUGAGGAAACCUCUCCUUUGGAUGUGUUCCUGUCCUCUAUCUCCUUGCCAGAUUUUACGCCCGCAUUCAACAGAGAGCACCUUGACUUGGAGGCACUCAUGCUUUGCUCUGAUGAAGACCUCAAAGGGAUCCGCAUCCAGCUCGGACCCAGGAAGAAGAUCUUAGAAGCUGUUGCUCGCAGAAGAAAGGCGCUGGAAAAUGCAGGCGUCAUGAAGGACAGCUCCUUGUGAUCUGAAACAAAAACAGUUAUUUAUCCUCCAAAUUUAAAAUAAGCCUUUUGUCAGUUCAAUUUCUGUAUAAAACAAACAUGAUUCAGCAAACUAGUGAAAAAUUCCAACAUUUCUACAGAUUGAACUUUAUUGAUCAUAUUAUGACAAUAUGUUCCGUGUAUACCUGUUAUAUCAAGUUAAAAGUGGCAUGGCAGCAUCAACCAACAAUAUCAACAAUAUCUUAUACAUCUGGUUUUAAAACAAGAGAAGAAAAGAAUAAUUAUG